Messenger RNA from Rotaria sp. Silwood2, 921 nucleotides. Lineage: Eukaryota; Metazoa; Rotifera; Eurotatoria; Philodinida; Philodinidae. The record is from the annotation of a GenBank genome assembly.
AUGAUAACUAAUCAAUACAAACUUAUAUUAGAUAAUUAUUUAUUAGAAAUAUAUGAUUCACGUUAUAGACGUUAUAUAAUUCUUGAUGAAGAAUAUUUUGAUAACCUAAAAGAUCGUUUAUCAAGAACUAGUGUUAGUACAUUAAAUGGACGAAUUAUGAUACCACCACAAAUGUCUACACGAAGUUAUUUAUCAAAUGAUCGUAAACGUAAACGAACUUCAUCUUUUUCACCACAAAUUGAUUAUUUAAUUAUUUGGCUUGAUUCAUAUAUUGGACAUCCAGAUAAUUGUCGUUAUCUUAAACAUAAAUUUACUAUAACAACAACAUUAGAUGUUGCUCGACCAAUGUUAGAUUAUGAACUUUGUAUUGAUGAUUUAAUACAAAUAAAUUCUAAAAGAAAAAAUACUAAAAAAUUUUUAAAUAUAUUUAGUAAUAAAGAUGAAUGUUUAGAAUUUUUUAAACGAGUUGAAUCAAAAAUGAAAAUUAUAUUUAUAACAUCAAAUUUAUUUGGUGAAGAAAUUGUUCCAAUAAUUAUUCAACGUGUUCAUAUUAUUUAUAUAUUAGUUAAUGAUAAUAUAUUCUCUUAUGAAUGGGCAUUUGAUUAUAAAUCAAAUCUUUUAAUAUUUGAUGAUUGUCUAUGUUUACUUAUUCGUUUAAUAAGAGAUCUUGCAAAGAAUUUUGUUGAAAAAGCUGAAAAUACAUCAAAAUUAUCAUUAAAACAUGCAAGUACUUUAUUAAAAUGGGCAAGAGAAUUAUAUAAUCGUGCAAAUGAACUUGAUAAUUCACCAUAUUUUAAUAUUCAAAAUUCAAUUGAUAGUCGAUUACAAACAUUAGAAUUCAAUUGGAUGUGUAAAGAAUCAAACAAAAUUAUUAACAAUGAGCAGGACGAUAAAUUUGCACUUGAAUGUGAUGAAGGUUGA